UUAGAUUUAACCAGUGUCAUCUUUCCUGAUCAUCUUUUCUCGCCCCUCUUUCUUCCUCUCUCCCUCCAUCUUUCUUUGCUCCUUUCCUUCUCUCACCUAAACUUAACCUUUCUCACUCUACUGGUUACCUGGGAUUUUUACUCAAUCAUUCAGUUGUGUCUCAGCAUGAAAGUUGCAAUUUUGCUUCUAAAAACCAAAUCAUUUUGAAAUAAAACCUGUGAACUGAUUCUAGAAGAGACUUGAAAAUCUUGUCAUUAUUUUAUCUUCAUUUUACUUUUCAAAAUUUUGCCUUUUUACAUGUUUCAAUCUUCAUCUGGUUCAAGUUCAACUCUUAACCAUCUUCUCAAUUACAUGUUCAAAGGAUUUUGAAAUAUUUGCUAUUUUUAUUUUUUACAUAAUAUAUUUUAUACCCGUUAAACUGUAUCCAAGAUCAUCAUUGACUUUACUCUCAUCCUUGUCAUGAUGAUUCCAAUCAACUAAAUUCAACUUAACCUUUCUUUCCAUAUUUAGUUUAACCCCUUGAGUAUUCCCUAAUUAUUUUCACACCCUUUCUAUUGAAACACUCAAAUCAACUGAUCUAUCAACUUUAUGUAACUUUUGGGAUACAAUCUUUGAUUUACAUGUGAACUGAUUUGUUUUCCUGAUAUUGAUACGGAUUUUUAAACUUUACAAAGACUCGAAAGAAAAUACAAAUUAACUUUUGUAACACUCAACAUUGCAAUCAAUUGUUUGUUAACACUUUCAUCAUGAUUGUUAAAUCAAUUAUAAUUGUGUUGAUAAACACUUUACUAUGCUUUACAAGACUGUCUCUGGCAGUUCGUCGAUCAGCUAGCAAUGUUGCCUGUAGUCGGACCAAUUUGAUGACUACAAUCACCUUUCAACAACCUUUUCAUGGAAUCGUUUAUGCCAAAGGAUUUAGUCAGGAAUGCCAAAUCGACGGCAAUGGAACAAAAGUAAUUCAAUUUUCAAGUCCAGUUCACAAAUGUGGCAUCAAGAUUAGUGAGGACAAAGGUUUGUAUCAAUUUGAAUUGCACCUUUACGUCCAGUACGACAAGAACAUCCAACAAUCCCAAGAUGACCGGAUUUUAGUUCGAUGUGCACCUCAAGAGAUACUUUUGUCCGGUGGAAUGGGAAGACGCUCUGAUGAAGCUGCUUCCAAAUCGCCAAACUUAAAGUCACUCCAUGGAGACAGCAGGAUUCAAGUUAAACCCAUGGAUAAUCAUCAUUUUGCUGAAUCAACUGUUGCUUCAAUUGAAUGUUACAUGGACAUUUUCAGAGGUCGAAUACCUCAUUUAAAAACAAUAGACAGUCAUGUUAAUAUUGGUGAAGACAUCACAGUUUUGGUUAAAAUCAAGAAAAUGCUUGGAAUAGACACAAGACUAUCUAGAUGUUUUGCUCACGACCGAACCAUGACUACUAAAUUUGAUUUAACCGAUGAAGAUGGAUGCACACUGGAUGCCGUUAUAAUGCCCAAUUUCAAGGAGUUUGUCCAUGAAACAGGAAACUCAAAAGUCUUGUUCACGACUUUUCCAGCUUUCAAAUUUCCAGAUCGCUCCAACCUUCAUAUUCAAUGUACUGUUGUCGUUUGCAAUACAACUUGUCCUAAGUUUGAAUGUCAGGAAAAACCGGCGGAAUCAACUACAGUAACUCCAAUAAAACAUGUUGUCAAAAGAUCUGCUAAAGUUAUCAGCAAGAAAUACACUAAUUUACCAAACAUCGUUCGACGUAAACCUCACAACGGUAAUUGGACAUUAACUGAGAGACGAGAAAAAAAUAUAACUCGAGAUAAAUUGCUUUCUCAAAUUGGUAUUUCAACUGCCGUGGAUGUCACUGAAAAUGGACAAGAUUUUUAUAAAGAAUCUGGAAUCUUUGAUGAAUUUUUUGGUGAUGAAGCUGUCUCCUGUUUCGCUUCACCCUCCAUAAUGAUUAGCUUAAUAUUAUUAACAAGUUCUUUCCUUGCUGGCCUUUGUUUUGCCAUUUUCAUGGGCCUUAAAGUUCAAGCAUUGAAAAAACAAAUCUAUAUUUAUGAAAAUUUCCCUUCAACUGCCAGUCAACACUCAAUAAGAGCCUGUUUCCAUCCAUAUUAUCGCAAUGAUAUUCACAAUUUUUCCUACGGACGAAUGGUUGAUCUCACAAUGACCAAAUAGAUGCCUUUAAACCCACCUCUACCAUAACAAUCUAUUUAUUUAAAGUGAUCAUCAUUAAUUUAACUAAUUCUCAUCAAAACCAGUCAAAUAUCCUUUUGCUAAAUGUACAUCAAUCUAUUUAUCUUAUUUAUUCAAUAUGUUUAACCAAUGGUUUUACAUAAAAAUGUUGCUAAAAUUAAGCAUAAA
Tetranychus urticae (two-spotted spider mite) is the source of this 2333-nucleotide messenger RNA. RefSeq names its product hrp65 protein. The record is from RefSeq and is a predicted model, not a curated record. Gene Ontology annotation, molecular function: RNA binding. NCBI's taxonomy places the organism in Eukaryota, Metazoa, Arthropoda, Arachnida, Trombidiformes, Tetranychidae.